GGCCCGGGCGGCCUGUGAGCGGGGCCGGCGCGAUGCCCGCUCCCCCGGAGGCGCGGGCGGCCGGGCGCGCGGUGGCCCAGGCGCUGGCGCUGCUGCUCGCCGUGGUGCCCGGGGGCGCCCUGCCCCGCCUGCGGCCCGGCCUGCCCCACGUGUGUGCGGAGCAGGAGCUGACCCUGGUGGGCCGCCGCCAGCCCUGCGUGCGGGCCUUCAGCCGCGCGGUGCCCGUGUGGAAGCCGGGCUGCGGGCGGCAGGCCUGGUGCCUGAGCCACGAGCGCAGAACCGUCUACUACGCGGCCUACAGGCAGGUGUACGCCAUGGAGGCCCAGCCCGUGCUCAGAUGCUGCCCGGGGUGGAGCCAGCAGCCCGGCGACCAGGGCUGCCUCUCCGCCGAGUGCGGCGCCGGCCUCUGCCUUCACGGCGGCAGCUGCGUGCCCGGCUCCGCCGCGCGGUGCCGCUGUGCCCCCGGCUUCCAGGGCGCCCGCUGCCAGUUCGAUGUGGAUGAGUGCCAGCUGCACAACGGCGGCUGCCACCACCGGUGUGUGAACACGCCCGGCUCCUACCUGUGCGAGUGCAAGCCCGGCUUCCGGCUCCACGUGGACGGCAGGACCUGCCUGGCCAUCCACUCCUGCGCCGUGGGCAACGGCGGCUGCCAGCACGACUGCGUGCAGCUCACGGCCGCGCAGCACCGCUGCCGGUGCCGGCCCGACUUCCAGCUGCAGGAGGACGGCAAGCGCUGCGCCCGCAGGAACCCGUGUGCCGACCGGAACGGCGGCUGCAUGCACACGUGCCAGGCGCUCCGGGGCCUCGCCCACUGCGAGUGCCACGCCGGCUACCGGCUGGCAGCCGACCGCAAGGCCUGCGAAGACGUGGACGAGUGUGCCACGGGGCUGGCCCAGUGCGCCCACGGCUGUCUCAACACGCGAGGGUCCUUUAAGUGCGUGUGCCAUGCAGGCUACGAGUUGGGGGCGGACGCUCGGCAGUGCUACCGGAUCGAGAUGGAGAUCGUGAACAGCUGCGAGGCCGGCAACGGCGGCUGCUCCCACGGCUGCAGCCACAGCAGCGCCGGCCCCCUGUGCACCUGCCCCCUCGGCUUCGAGCUGCACGAGGACGGCAAGACCUGCAUCGACGUGGACGACUGUGCGGACGCGCCGUGCUGCCAGCAGGUCUGCACCAACAGCCCCGGCGGCUACGAGUGCAGCUGCGACGCCGGCUACCGGCUCAGCCCCGACGGCUGCGGGUGUGAGGACGUGGACGAGUGUGCGUCCGGCCUCGGCGGCUGCGAGCACCACUGCACCAACCUGGCCGGCUCCUUCCAGUGCUCCUGCGCGCCCGGCUUCCGGCUGGAGGAGGACCGCCGAGGCUGCUCCCCCCUGGAGACGCCGGAGGGGGACCCGGCCGGCCGGCUGCCGUUCGCGCGGCCGCUGCCCCACGUGGUGCUGGGGGACGGGCUGCCCCCCCUCUUCCAGGAGGACGACGAGGGGGGCGAGGAGGCGGAGGCCCGGGGCGCGCUGUCCCUGGAGGAGAAGUUUGUCUGCCUGGAUGGCGCCUUCGGCCCCGACUGCAGCCUGACCUGCGCGGACUGCGGGAACGGAGGGGCCUGCCUGCCGGGCCUGGACGGCUGCGACUGCCCCGCGGGCUGGACCGGGCUCGUCUGCAAUGAGACCUGCCCUGCCGACACCUUCGGGAAGAACUGCAGCUCCACCUGCGGCUGCCGGAACGGCGGGACCUGCCACCCCGCGACCGGGGCCUGCCGCUGCCCGCCCGGCGUCGGCGGCGCCCACUGCGAGGACGGCUGCCCGCGGGGCUUCUACGGCAAGCACUGCCGGAGGAAGUGCCACUGCCCCAACCGCGGCCCCUGCCACCGGCUCUACGGGGCCUGCCUCUGCGACCCAGGGCUGUACGGCCGCUUCUGCCACCUGGCCUGCCCGCCGGGGGCCUUUGGGCCCGGCUGCUCGGAGCAGUGCCGGUGCGAGCAGCCGAACACGCGGGCCUGCGACCGGAGGGACGGCAGCUGCUCCUGCAAGCCCGGCUUCCGCGGAGAGCGGUGCCAGCUCGCGUGCGAACCCGGCUUCUUCGGGCCAGGGUGCCAGCAGGUGUGCGCCUGCCCCCCUGGCUCGGCCUGUGACCCUGUCAGCGGUGCGUGCGGGCGGCAGUGUCCGGCCGGCCUCCGGGGGCAGCGCUGUGACCAAGACUGCCCGGCAGGGACGUUCGGCGUGAACUGCUCAGGGUCCUGCUCCUGCGGGGGGGCCCCCUGUGACCGGGCCACCGGGCAGUGC
Molecule: messenger RNA, 2276 nt
Organism: Pipistrellus kuhlii (Kuhl's pipistrelle)
Lineage: Eukaryota; Metazoa; Chordata; Mammalia; Chiroptera; Vespertilionidae
Gene: MEGF6
Product: multiple EGF like domains 6
Molecular function (GO): protein binding; calcium ion binding
Source: RefSeq, a predicted model, not a curated record